CAUUCUACCAAUACUGAUUUAUUUUUACUUUUUGAUUUUGGGACGAGUAUUUUUAUUUAUCAAACCAUGUUAUUUUAUUUGCACACAAUUUGAAUUAUUGUAUUUCAUAAUGGAUGAGGCUGGAAUCGAGGCAUCUCUGGAGUUAUACAAAACGCAACUGGGCCAGGUUGAAGUUGCUCUGCAAGCUGCUGGUGGGAGCGAAGAUCUUCUCAAAUUGCGUAGCGAUCUACAGGAGCUGAUCAAACUUACAGAAGACAGUCUGCUACAAUUGAGAAAGAGUAACCUACUCUCUAUGCUAGGUGAAGAUUCUCAAUCUUCAAAAAGUAACACAACACAAAAGGGCUCAAGUACCAGUGCCACCCAUUGUAAUGAUUUAGAUGAUGAAUUUGCAGCAUUUCAGGCUGCUAUAAAUGAAGAGGAUUCAAUAUCCCAGAAUACAGCAAAUACCUCACAAGAAUCUUAUCACCCUACCCAUAAUGCAAUAAAUACCUCACAAAAACCAUAUAAGUCUACCCACAAUGCAACAGCAAGCAAAGAUGAUAGUGAUUCUCCUCAAAGAAAUGAUGCAUCAUUGGACAGUUCAUUCUCAGAUUUAUGUGGAACUAGGUGUAGAGUGCCCCACAGUGAGGACUGGGGACCAACAUCAUAUCACAAUGCAGUCAUAUUGAAAGUAGAAUCCAUUGACCAAGAUGACACAAAGAUUCGAGUGUUAUUGUGUAAUCCUACCAAGCAAUCUCUAAAGCCAUGUUCUUAUUUACUUGAUGGGACAUGUAGGUUCUCGGAAGACUCAUGCAGAUAUUCACAUGGUUUUAUUGUAAGUGUUGAUGACUUGGAGGAAUACAAGGAUCCAGACUACAGUCAACUGCAAGAAGGUAGGAGAUGCCUGGCUAAGUAUGAAGAUGACCUCUGGUAUGAGGCAACUGUUGACGAUGUUGGCCAUGAGAACACAUGUGCAGUUAAAUAUAAGUCUUAUGAUGAGGUGGUGGAGCUACCCUUUGAGGACAUACUACCAUUUGAUCAUGGGUCAACAGAGGAAUCAGAUGAGGACAAUUUAGAUACAACAUCAGAGGAGAAUAAAACAUUAGAGGACAAUGAAAUAUCAGACGACUCCUCAGAGGAGGAUGCAGUUCCCAUGGUACUCUGGGAUAAACCUAAGACUCUGCAGUGUAUCGGGGAAUGGGAGACACACACAAAGGGUAUUGCCUCUAAGUUGAUGGCCAAGAUGGGUUUUGUUGUUGGCCAGGGUCUUGGCAAGAAUGGUCGAGGAAGGGCGGAACCAGUCCCGAUACAUGUACUUCCACCUGGUAAAUCCUUGGAUCAGAUCAUGAAGCUUAAGGAAAUUGCUGGAGAGAGAGACCUCAUAGAAGUGAUGAAGAAAGAAAAACGAAAGACAAAGAAGCAGAAAAAACAAAUGGAGACAGGAUACACUGAAAAGAAAGAGAAACAGAAUGUGUUUGAUUUCAUCAAUAAAAAGUUGGGCCAUAAAAAAGCAAAUAUAAACGACUUGGUGAAAGGCCAUAAUCACUUUCUCACCAAAUCGAGACGUGCAGAAAUCUCUGAAAAAGAUUUAAAAAGUAAAACAGAGAAAUCAAUCAAUGUUCAACUCUUGAAAACAAGUGAAGAAUUGAGGAAUACUGAAAAAGAAAUUGUGAGACUGAAACAAGGAUUAAAAAGAAAUGAAGGACGGGAUCCAAAAAUGGCAAGAACUAUCACAGCAAAGCUACAAUCAUUGGAAAAAUACAUGGAACAAUUAAAGACAUCAGAGAAGUCUAUAGAAAAACAUCGAGAAAGUGCAUCAUCCAUGCAUAAGACAACUUCUCCAAAUCUGCAGAAAAAUAUCAAUACAGACAUUUUUCUCAAAUAAAACUGUAAAAAUAGUACUGAAAGUAGUAUAUUGCUUUUAAGUCAAUUUUUGCCUUUUUAAAUUUCCUGGUUAUACCUCUGCUAGCUUAAAAGCAUUGGGCCUUUGAUUUUGAAUAAAAUGUUGUAUGUGAGAAAUAUUUAUAGUUUUUUCAUAAUUAAUCAACAAUAAUUGCAUGAUCUGAAAAGACUUUGCAUUUACCCAUCUACUAUAGCAUAGGUGAGAAAAUAAAAAAUAUAGUACAUGAACCAUAUAAAA
Messenger RNA from Owenia fusiformis, 2119 nucleotides. The record is from the annotation of a GenBank genome assembly. Lineage: Eukaryota; Metazoa; Annelida; Polychaeta; Sabellida; Oweniidae.